Molecule: messenger RNA, 1799 nt
Organism: Nanorana parkeri
Lineage: Eukaryota; Metazoa; Chordata; Amphibia; Anura; Dicroglossidae
Gene: SNTB2
Product: syntrophin beta 2
Exons: 7
Coding region: 63-1610 (515 amino acids)
Cellular component (GO): intracellular anatomical structure; dystrophin-associated glycoprotein complex; synapse
Molecular function (GO): protein binding; structural molecule activity
Source: RefSeq, a predicted model, not a curated record
GGGAGCCGCUGCCGCUGGCAGGAAGUGUCUCCCUGUACGGGCAGCUCCUGCACCUUCACACCAUGGCUGUGUGGACCCGAGCCUCCAAGUCCGGGCUGCUGGAGCUGCUCCUCCAGGAUCACUGGGUGAGAGUCCAAGCCGAACUGUCCGGGGAGAGCCUGAGCCUGACCUCGGAGCAGGAGCCUGCAGAGCUCAAUGGGCUCAGCAACGGCACCGAAUUGGCCCAGGGCAGCCCCCACAGGGUACCCCCCGAGCGCUCUGGUGCCAGCUCCCCCCAGACAGGAUCCGACUGCGGCUCCGAGUCGGGUCUGGGCAGCCCGGGAGCUCGCUACCCCAUGGACAGCCCGGAGGCGCUGAGGAGGGUGAGGGUGGUAAAACAGGAGUCCGGUGGUCUGGGCAUCAGCAUCAAGGGGGGCCAGGAGAAUAGGAUGCCCAUCCUCAUCUCCAAGAUCUUCCCAGGGCUGGCAGCCGACCAGAGCCGGGCACUCAGGGUCGGGGACGCCAUCCUGUCUGUCAAUGGCACCGAUCUGCGGAAUGCCACCCAUGACCAGGCUGUGCAGGUGCUGAAGAAGGCUGGCAAGGAGGUGACAUUGGAAGUGCGGUUCUUGCAGGACGUGUCUCCCUUCAUCAGGAAAGCUUCCCUGGUUGGCGAUCUUCCCUGGGACGGUUGUGACCUGAGUGGACCAGCGCACAACGACACAUCUGGCUCCCCCAAGCACGGCUCCAGGGACUGCAAGGUCAUCCCCUUAAAAAUGUGCUACGCGGCGAGAAACCUGAGCAUGUACGACCCCGAGGGACGGCUGGUGGAACUGCGCUCUCCUGAUGGGUGUCACUCCAUCGUUCUCCGAUGUAGGGACUCCGCCUCAGCGCUGUCCUGGUCGCAGGCCCUGCACAAUAACAUCACCGCGCUGCUGCCGCAGGUGCUGGCGGAGACGCAGUGCAUGCUGGGAGCCGCCAGUGAGGACCUCAGGCACUUAGGCUGGGUGGCAGAACAGGUGUCCCAGGAUGAUGGACGGGCAGUAUGGCAACCAACCCUGGCAGUCGCCUCACAGAGGGAUUUUCUGCUCUUUUGUGCUAUGCCAAGGACGCGAGAGGAGUGGGCAAAUCCGAAACACAAGCUGCCGCUUAUAUCCACCAGGUUGGUGCACUCGGGUCCCGGGCACACUGCCCCCUCUCUGGGACCACAUCUAACAUUUGCCACCCGCACAGGGUGUCCUCAGGGCAUUGAAAUGCGCGUCUUCCGUGUGGAGAAUCAGAGAGACCUCUCUGCGUGGACACGAGCGUUGGUGCAGGGUUGCCAUGCUGCAGCAGAAAUCACAAGAGAGGUCACCAUCAAUUGCACUCUGCGUGGGGAAGCAGUCUCGCUCUCCAUCCACUAUGAUUCGGGGUUCACAGUGUGUCGAGGAGGCCCAUCAGGGCCCGUCAUUCACAGAUACCCUUUUGAAAAGCUCAAAAUGUCAGCCGACGAUGGAAGCAAACACCUUUACCUGGACUUUGGUGGACCAGAAGGAGAGCUGCCUUUGGAUCUGCACACAAGUCCGAAGCCUGUUGUUUUCCUGUUGCACACAUUCCUUUCUGCUAAAGUCACCCGGAUGGGUCUGCUGGCCUGACCCUACGCUCAGCAAACGCACGCUUUUUAUGCACGGGGCUCUUCUUUGCAAUCAGUGCCUUCCAGUGACAAAUCAGGAAACGCGGGCAGGAGGCCCGCUCACACCCCAAAUUUUUAUCUGGGCAGACGUACUGCCUCACAACAGCUUCUGAUAGAACUGUGCAGGCCAACCCUGACGCAACGGCGUGGC